AUGAAUUUGGGUCGGAGAUUACUGCAGCUACUAGAUUCAAGAGCAGCAGGAGGUAAUUAUUUUCACAAUUCAUUUAUACUGAAUCAUCAUAAUAUUGUGAGAUAUCAUUAUUAUGCUUCUGCUGAUGAUUAUAGUAUAUCACAACUUGAGCAUUUUGUGACGGAUGAGUGUAAAUCUGGAAGAAUCAGGAAUCUUGAUGAUGGGUUGAAAUACUUCGAUCAACUGAUUUCGGAGAGACCAUUACCAUCUAAUGAUACAUUUAAUCAUGUACUGGGGUCAUUAUCAAAGAUUAGAUGCUACUUAGAUGUCAUUUUGUUGUAUAAGAAGAUGAAUUUAGUUGGGGUUCAGCCAAGUAUUUAUACAUUGAGCAUUUUGAUAAAUUGCUGUUGUCGUUUAGGAAAAGUUGAUCAUGGGUUUUGUUUUCUUGGAGAGAUUAUUAAGAGAGGUCAUCAUCCUGACACUAUCACUUUCACUACACUCAUUAAAGGGUUGUGUCUACAAGGGAAGAUUGAUCAUGCAAUCAAAGUGUUCGACAGAAUGACUGAGAUGGGUAAUCAACCUGAUGCUGUUACAUGCAAUACGCUUAUACAUGGACUGUGUGGAACUGGUCAAGUGGAUCCUGCUCUCAAGUUAAUAAACAACAUGUUGAAAUGGAAUUGCAGACCAAAUGUUGUUUCAUAUAAUACCAUUUUAGAUACUCUUUGUAAAGGAGGUUUACUUGAUGAAGCUUUGGUUCUCUUCUCGGAAAUGCUCAACGAUUCGAAUGCUGUGCCCGAUGUAUUUCCUUACAGUAUUUUGAUUAACGGGUUUGGGAAUUCAGGCCGGUUAAAGGAGGCAAACAAACUCUUUGACGAGAUGGUUAGUAGAGGAAUGUAUGCAGAUGUAAAGCUUUAUACUUCUUUAGUUCACCUUCAUUGCCUACAUGGUCAACAGGAACAAGCAAGAAGAUACUUUGAUGAAAUGAUGGAUCAAGGGAUUCCACCCGAUAGGGUAACUUUUAGUAUCUUAAUAGAUUCAAUUGUAAAGAUGGGAUAA
This is a messenger RNA of Papaver somniferum (opium poppy), 1035 nucleotides long. Its product is annotated as pentatricopeptide repeat-containing protein At1g12300, mitochondrial-like. Bases 1 to 1035 code for a protein of 344 amino acids. The transcript has a single exon. The record is from RefSeq and is a predicted model, not a curated record. Gene Ontology annotation, molecular function: protein binding. NCBI's taxonomy places the organism in Eukaryota, Viridiplantae, Streptophyta, Magnoliopsida, Ranunculales, Papaveraceae.